Molecule: messenger RNA, 3003 nt
Organism: Dovyalis caffra
Lineage: Eukaryota; Viridiplantae; Streptophyta; Magnoliopsida; Malpighiales; Salicaceae
Source: the annotation of a GenBank genome assembly
AUGAGGUGCAGCUUUGGUUCUGUGGAGACCGAACAGGCUGUGCCCAUUUCAGACAUGGCAUUCUCUUUUUUUCUGCUUGAGACAUGGCUGAUGAUCAUGCUUUGUGCACGGGACAGGGUUGGACUGCUAGCCUUUCACCAAGCAUUAGUAUUUAAUCCACAAAAUGCAUUUGUAGUCUGGGUCUUCGCUUCUAUACUGUAUUGUGGAACGCAGCAGGAAGGUGUUCAAUUUGCAAGAGAAAAUGCUAAAGUUCAAGAGAGAUUUGUACCUGAGAUCUCUGGCUUCUCUGAAAUUAAAUCAGAUGAAGAGCUUGCCGAAAAAGUUUCUCAGCUAGCAUCUUUAGUUCAAUAUACUGUAGAUGCUUUUACAGAUGAAAUUAGUCUUUCCGAGUCCUUGUCCAGAUACCUAGAUUCCCCCUUCUACGAUUUGGUGUUCAUAUCAAAGAAAAUCAGUAAACAUGUUGCUCUUUUUUUUCAUAUGCAACCUUGCGAAUAUGGAAGAGAGAGUUUCAAGAUUGACUAUGAUUUACUUGGGAAAGGAGAUCUGCAUGAGACUAGAUUUGUCCUGGGCAAGGUUAUUUUGGAAACUUUGAGUGGUGGGCUUGUUCGAGGAAAGGAGAUUUUAAAGGAGGACACGAAAGUCAUCAAGAAGGAUCAUGAACCAACACUUUCUGAUCUGGUAAAGAAGGUCAACGGAGAAGGACAUAUUUUAUUAUCAUUUGAUGAACGAAACCAGGAGAGAGCCAAUCAGCUGGAAAACAUUAAUAUGAAACAAUUUUCAGAACAGAAGAUAAAUAGUAUGAAGGAAAAGGUGGUUUCGAUAGAUGCACUAAUGGAUAUGGCAAAGAAGCAACACAAGGUAGUUGACACAACUCUGGUUUGUGAGGAAAAAUUUCAUUUGCCACUGCAGGAGAGUGAUAAAAAGCAAGUGGCCGUUGGCAAUGAGCUGCACCAGCAUAGUGCUAAGAAGCAUGGGAAGAUGGUAGAGAAGGUGGAGCAUCACAAGUUAUGUUAUAAAGAAACCAAAGAGCUGUUUAAUGUAAUUAGAAAGUGUAAUCCAAGUGAGGAUAAGAAAAUUAAGGGGGAAGAGAAAAACAUUCGGCCUCCAGUAUUGCAGGAGCUGGCAAAGGAGAAGACUAAGAAACUGAAACAUGGAAUGGCUAAGGAGAAGACUAAGAAGCUGAAACUUGCAAUGGCUAAGGAGAAAAGUGUCAGGUCUAAGAAGCAACAGAAGGUAGUUGACGCAGCUCGGGUUUGUGAGGAAAAAUUUCAUUUGCCACUGCAGGAGAGUGAUAAAAAGCAAGUGGCUGUUGGCAAUGAGCUGCACCAGCAUAGGGCCAAGAAGCAUAAGAAGAUGGUAGAGAAGGUGGAACAUCACGAGUUAUGUUAUAAAGAAACCAAAGAGCUGUUUAAUGUAACUAGGAAUUGUAAUCCAAGUGAGGAUGAGAAAAUUAAGGGGGAAGAGCAAAACGUUCAGCCUCCAGUAUUGCAGGAGCUGGCGAAGGAGAAGACUAAGAAACUCAAACAUGUAAUGGCUAAGAAGAAAAGUGUCAGAUCUAAGAAGCAACAGAAGGAAGCUGACAAAACUCUGGUUUGUGAGGAAAAUUUUCAUUUGCCACCACAGGAGAGUGAUAAAAAGCAAGUGGCUGUUGGCAAUGAGCUGCACCAGCAUAGGGCUAAGAAGCAUAGGAAGAUGGAAGAGAAGGUGGUGCAUCACGAGUUACGUUAUAAAGAAACCGAAGAGCUGUUUAAUGUAAUUAGGAAGUGUAAUCCAAGCGAGGAUGAGAAAAUUAAGGGGGAAGAGAAAAAUGUUCGGCCUCCAGUAUUGCAGGAACUUGUGAAGGAGAAAACUAUGAAACUGAAACAUGUAAUGACUAAGGAGAAAAGUGUCAGAAACCAUGGAGUUUGUGAAGGACAUCGACCAGUUACAAGGAAGUUUGCUGCACAAUUGUCGACUACACAGCAGUACUGCCACCAGCAGGAUAUUAAGAAGCAGAAACCAUCAGUUCCAAGCACCAAUGGAUUCGGAGACUCUAUAUUUGCCGAUGUGGAAGGGAACAAGGCAUCUCCAGCAGACCAACCAGUUCCAAUGUUCUUAGAGCAAACAGAAGCAAGCCCCGAUGAACUGGACAAGAUGGAGGAGGUUGAAAUGGAGGAUAUAAUGGAAGAACCAAUUUUGAAUAUUGAUGAUUGUGAUGCAAAGAACCCACUUGCAGCUGUUGACUAUGUUGAAGAUUUGUAUGCCUACUACAGAAAAAUGGAGAAUUGUAGCUGUGUCUCGUCGAACUAUAUGGUGCAACAAGAUGACAUUAAUGAGAAGAUGAGAGCCAUACUAAUUGACUGGCUUAUUGAGGUGCAUGACAAGUUUGACCUAAUGAAGGAGACCUUGUUUCUAACUGUUAAUCUCAUCGAUAGAUUCCUAUCCCAGCAAACGGUGAUGAGAAAGAAGCUUCAGUUGGUUGGCUUAGUUGCUAUGCUCUUAGCUUGCAAAUACGAGGAGGUUUCUGUCCCUGUAGUGGGAGAUCUAAUUCUUAUAUCUGAUAAAGCUUACACUAGGAAAGAAGUUCUUGAAAUGGAAAAUUCGAUGCUUAACAAAUUGCAAUUUAACAUGUCAUUUCCAACACCAUAUGUUUUCAUGCAAAGGUUCCUCAAGGCUGCUCAAUCUGAUAAGAAGCAGCUCGAGCUGCUGUCCUUCUUCUUUAUCGAGCUUUCACUUGUGGAGUAUGAGAUGCUUAAGUUCCCACCAUCAUUGUUAGCAGCCUCGGCCAUCUAUACUGCUCAGUGCACCAUCUAUGGUUUCAAAGAGUGGAAUAAGACUUGUGAAUGGCAUAGCAACUACUCAGAAGAGCAGCUCUUAGAAUGUUCAAGGUUAAUGGUUGGUUUCCACCAGAAGGCAGCGACAGGGAAACUCACGGGAGUAUUCAGGAAAUACAACACAUCCAAGUUUGGUUUUACUUCAAAAUACGAAGCAGCAGCACAGUUUCUAUUAGAGGAUCAACUAUAA